Chelonia mydas (Green sea turtle) is the source of this 1843-nucleotide messenger RNA. Its product is annotated as crk-like protein. The record is from RefSeq and is a predicted model, not a curated record. Gene Ontology annotation, biological process: positive regulation of ERK1 and ERK2 cascade. The coding region runs from base 411 to 1256 and encodes 281 amino acids. NCBI's taxonomy places the organism in Eukaryota, Metazoa, Chordata, Testudines, Cheloniidae. Gene Ontology annotation, molecular function: protein binding. The transcript is spliced from 3 exons.
CAGUACAUUGGAGGAUGGGGGCUCCUGGGGCAGAAUUUGGGGAUGCACCAGGGUUGGCGUUAUGUGGGGGGCCCGUAUUGGGGCGGGGCAUAAUUUAGGGGUGCUCCUCUGGUGGCUGCAUUUGGGGGAAGGGUUCUAGGGGGCACGGGAAUAGUUUGAGGGGUGCUGCUUGCCAACGAAGUGAGAAGGUUUGGGAGGGAGAAGACGGGGUGCAUGGUAGUUCGGAGAGGCUGUUUCCUUGCAGGGGAAUUCAGGGGGUUGUGUUAAUUUGGGGGCUCUAUGCCCAGGAGAUUUGGGGGACUGGGGGGUUCCCCUUAAAUAUGAGGGCUUACCUGUGGAUUUGAGGGGGCUACAUUGGAAUUGGGGGGUGCCCCUGAGGGGGGAGACCCCGCUACCCCCCCCCCCGAGCCAUGUCGUCUUUCGGGGACUCCAACGAGUGGUACAUGGGGUCGCUGAGCCGCCAGCAGGCCGUGGCCUGUCUCCAGGGUCACCGACCCGGCACCUUCCUGGUGAGGGACAGCUCCACCUGCCCCGGCGACUACGUCCUCUCGGUCAGCGAGAACGCCAAGGUGUCUCACUACAUCAUUAACAGCCUGCCGGGCCGGCUGAAGAUCGGGGAUCAGGAGUUCGAGGGACUCCCAGCACUGCUGGAUUUCUACCGCGUGCAUUAUCUGGACACCACCACGCUGGUGGUGCCCGUUUGCCGGGGCUCUGCGGUGCCUGGCCCGGCCCCGCUGCCCCCCGCCGAGGGGGGAGGGGACCCCGUGGCACCACCUGCUGGCCCCACCCUGCCCUGCGAGUGGGUGCAGGCUCUCUACGACUUCGGGGGCAAUGACCAGGAGGACCUGCCCUUCCGCAAGGGGGAUCCACUCCGGGUGCUGGGCAAGCCGGAGGAGCAGUGGUGGACGGCCCAGCGGGUCGAUGGGCGGGUGGGCAUGAUCCCGGUGCCCUAUGUCCAGCCCUGGCGCCCCCAGGCCGGCGUCCUGCUGGGGCCCUAUGCCCACCCCAGUGUAGGUGGCCCCCCGGCGCCCCUGCCCACCCCCCGCAAUGGCCCUGUGGUGGCCAGGGCUGUACAGCGGCGGGUGCCCAAUGCCUACGACAAGACGGCACUGGCUUUCGAGGUGGGUGACAUCAUCACGGUGACGAAGAUGAACAUCAACGGGCAGUGGGAGGGGCAGCUGAAUGGGCGCAGCGGGCACUUCCCCUUCACCCACGUCCAGAUCCUCGAGCCCCAGAGCCCCAAGGAGGCCAGCUGAGCCCCACGACCCCUGAACUGUGACCCGGGGCAGCUGGCUGAGCCCCGUGACCCCUGAACUGUGACCCCUGAAAUCUGACCCCACGGUGGCCGGCUGUGACCUCCUGGUCACCAGAACCUUGGACGGUUGCACUUUGACCCUUCUGUCGAUGAACUUUGACCCUUCAUUGGCUUCCUGGACUUUGACCUGUUGAUUUGUUAUGGGUUGGCGCCUUGGUUAGAGUGUUGACCUUUCACCCUUGGCCUCUUGCCUGUGUACUUCGGCCUUUGGCUCGUUAACCUUUGACCCUUGGCUACGUGAAGCAGACUGUGUGUCAUUCACCUUUCAACCUCACUACAUUGACCUUUGCGCCCCCUGGUUGCUGGCCCUUGGGCCGCCUCGACUUUAACCACUAUUACUUCCGGGUCAUGACCCCCAACCCAUGGUGUAUUUCAUGCAGAUGCUGUUUGCACAUGAAUUAAUGGGGGGGUGGGGAUCCUGGUUCUGACUGAGGUCUGAAUGGCCCUUCCCCCCAUCUCUGAGGUCUGAACGCCCCCACGUGUGUGAUGCGCCCUGUGUCCCUGCUACAUUAAAGCUCCUGGUGAUGA